AUGGAUCAAAGUAUGUUAUGGCCGGUGAAAUUCACCGAGCACUCAAAACUUAUUCAAAAACUCGUUAAAUCCUCAAAUCAGAAACCCAGAAAAUCCUCAAAAUCCCAACAAAGACUGAGUUUGAAUUUUCCCAGAACGGUUCGGAUUUCAGUGACUGAUCCCGACGCAACUGAUUCAUCCAGUGACGAUGAGGACGAGCUUUUUCGAAGGCAACGAGUGAAGAAGUACAUCAACGAAAUCAGAAUCGAAACAGCUGCUAAAACCAAUGUCGAUGUCACCAAUGGAAAUGAAAGCUGUAAGAAGAGAAAUGGAAGGGUUCUACUGGCCAAACCAAAGCCAAAGAAGGUGAAAGAGGUGGCGCAGCCGGCAGCCAAUGGAGGAGUUAGGAAGUUCCGGGGUGUUCGGCAACGGCCGUGGGGUAAAUGGGCAGCAGAGAUCAGAGACCCCUGUCGGAGAGUCAGGCUUUGGUUGGGUACUUACGACACCGCGGAAGAGGCUGCCAUGGUUUAUGACAACGCCGCUAUAAAACUCCGGGGGCCAGAUGCUUUAACCAACUUCGUAACUCCGCCGCCCAAGGAUAAGACGGGGACGAAUGAUAGUUCAGUUUCUGGCUACGAGUCGGGUGUCGAGUCGAGAAAUCUUUCAUCUCCGACAUCUGUUCUCCUGUACGGGAGUAGCCAGUCGAGUGACAAUGACACCGACCAACAAUCAGUGUCCGAACCGGUUCAGGAAGUGGGCAAAGAUGUCGAACCGAGUACCUCAGUCGGCAGACCUGACCGGAACCAAACAUUUAAUGGAACCCGUUCAACUAACGGUCCGAUUCAGGAGCUCCAAGAGUGUCAAGGGGAGACAAGCAUGGUACCCGACUAUACCAAGGACUAUUUACCGAUGGAUAUGCCAUUCCUAGAUGAUUUCUUUAAUUUCCAACCUCAAGAACAAACAUUAUUCGACGAUACUCAAAGUUUGGUCAAGGAUUUUAGCAUAUCGUUUGAUGGCAUUCCUGCAUUCAUGGACAUUUCACAAGGAUCAUCAGACUUCACAGAUUAUAAUUUUAAUGAUUCACUUCAAGAUCUCAGUUCAAUUGAAGUCGAUGACUAUUUUGUUGACAUGGGUGAUUUUGCAAGUGCGGACGCACUUCUAGCAAUAUGA
Messenger RNA from Fraxinus pennsylvanica, 1149 nucleotides. Lineage: Eukaryota; Viridiplantae; Streptophyta; Magnoliopsida; Lamiales; Oleaceae. The record is from the annotation of a GenBank genome assembly.